Molecule: messenger RNA, 1359 nt
Organism: Penicillium antarcticum
Lineage: Eukaryota; Fungi; Ascomycota; Eurotiomycetes; Eurotiales; Aspergillaceae
Product: putative tetracycline transporter
Exons: 2
Coding region: 1-1359 (452 amino acids)
Biological process (GO): transmembrane transport
Cellular component (GO): brush border membrane
Molecular function (GO): transmembrane transporter activity
Source: RefSeq, a predicted model, not a curated record
AUGGCCAUCGCUGGCGCCCAACGUAAGCAGGUGCUCAAGGUGUUGAUGCUUUCAUUGUUGAUAGAUCUGAUCUCCUUUACAUUUAUUCUGCCUCUGUUCCCCUCAUUACUCUCGUUCUAUCGCGCCCAAGAUCCAUCCCCGAAUUCCCUUCUCAACCGCAUCUUCCACUAUCUAAACGCCUACAAGAACGCCUUCGCCCGCCCCAUUGACUCGCGUUAUGACAUCGUCCUCCUCGGAGGAGCACUCGGCUCCCUCUUCUCUCUCCUCCAGGCAUUCGCUGCUCCAGUUAUUGGCCGCCUCUCCGACCGUUAUGGCCGUCGUCGCGCGCUCCUCAUCUCCAUGAUGGGCAAUCUGUGGAGUGUCGCGCUAUGGGUGUCAGCCCGGGACUUUCGCACUUUUCUUGCAAGCCGCAUUGUCGGCGGCUUGAGUGAGGCAAAUGUGCAAAUGGCCAAUGCCAUUGUGGCGGAUGUUACAGAUGCUGAGCAUCGUGGCUCGUCCAUGGCGUUGGUUGGAGCUUGCUUCAGCAUUGCGUUUACGUUCGGUCCGAUGCUCGGUGCGGCACUCAGCACUGUUGAUAUUGUUACCGAGAACCCAUUCAUCGUGGCUGCCAUUGUGUCCUUGGCUUUGAUCUUUAUCGAGACUACCUAUCUCUGGGCUUGUUUGCCGGAGACGCAUCCGCGGUUGACGACGCUGAAGCAUGAGGAUGAGAAGACGGAGACGAAGGCAGAUGCGUCGAGUAAGAAAGCAGAUGAGAAGAAGUCUGUCCCUACUAAACGUGUCCAUACUAACAACCCUGCUCUUCUCAACGCUCUUCAUUUUCUCUUCUUGCUUCCGUUCUCGGGUCUAGAAUUCUCUCUUCCAUUCUUGACUACCACUCUCUAUGCUGGCACAGCUACAACAGCCAGCCCCGCUGCAUUGAAUGGUCGACUUCUAUCCCUAAUGGGCUUGAUCGCUUCUCUGCUCCAGGGAACUCUCGUCCGCCGUCUUCCUCCUCUGGUCACCCUCCGCGCUGGUGUCAUCGCCUGUGCCAUCUCAUUCUUCUUCCUUGCUCAAGUCGCUUCUCCCUCGGGCUUAUAUGCAGCUGGCGCUUUGCUGGCUGUUACCAGUGCUACCGUUGUGACAGGAUUGAACAGUUUGGGCAGUUUCGAGGCACAGGAUGCGGACCGUGGCGCGGUCAUGGGUCGUCUGCGAGGAUGGGGCCAGGCUGGUAGGGCCACUGGUCCUAUCGUGUUCUGCUCUUUGUUCUGGUGGGCUGGCCGCGAGGCUGCUUAUACAGCUGGUGGUGUGGCUAUGUCUGUUGUUGCGGUUAGUGUUUUCACUUUGUUGAAAUCGCCUGCUGUGCACAAGAAGACCGAAUGA